This is a messenger RNA of Chara braunii, 1685 nucleotides long. Lineage: Eukaryota; Viridiplantae; Streptophyta; Charophyceae; Charales; Characeae. The record is from the annotation of a GenBank genome assembly.
AUGCAUGCAUGUUCUCCCACCCCCCUCGUUACCCUGACUGAUAUUGUGGGGUUAGCUGGACAUUCAAAAUUUUGAAUGAAUUGGGGUGGGGUACGGGGCCGGAUGCAGGAUGUAAAUGUGGAUUUUGAGCUAGCGGAUGGCAUCUUCACCCAAGCGACAAUCAGGAACGCUAAGUCCGUCUGCCUCUGGCUGGGAGCAAACGUCAUGAUGGAGUACUCGUUUGAAGAGGCCAUUUCGCUUCUUGAGAGCAAUCUAGAAAAUGCUACUACAAGUUUGGAGAAUAUUACGAAUGAUCUGCAGUUCCUGAGAGACCAAGUGACUAUAACGCAGGUCAUGAUGGCACGCGUCUUCAACUACGAUGUGCACCAGAGGAGAUUGCAGAGGUUGACUUUAGAUGUAGAGAAGGUGGGGGCCUGAAAUUUAGCUCUGAAGGGUCAAUGGACAUGGUGAGGAGAUCACAGGGAAGCAGCACGCUUGUGGGCGGGGGGGGGGGGGGGGGGGGGGGGGGGGGGGGGGGGAGAGAGAGAGAGAGAGAGAGAGAGAGAGAGAGAGAGAGAGAGAGGUUUUGGAGAAAUAAGUACUGGGGUGUUUCCGAAGUCCAACAUGUUCGGAAAUGGUGGAGGAGGGGAUGUGAGGGAGGUGGUUCUCCAUGGGACAAUUUAGCAUGGCUGUAGAUUUUGCUGGAUAGUGUGUUAUGAAAUGAUCGGCUUCCGUUGGUAGUAGGUACUGAAUGACGACGAGUGGUUGUUCCCUUUGCUUUCCCUUUUUCCAGAGUUUUUUCCCAGCUCAGGAAAGCUUGCAAGAAUUGUGAUGAGCAGUGAGACGAGUAGCAGAGCACUCUGUGCGAGAUGCAGAUGUUAUUCCCGGCUUAGGGAAGUUGGUGAGAAAUGCAAAUAGCCGUAAGAAGAGUAGCAGCACUUCAAAGUUUUUGAGCAACUGCAAAUGUUUUUAUGCCGCCGCCGCCUCCUUCUCCUCCUCCUCGUUGUUAUUAUUAUAGCCUUAUGUUAGAAUUUUUGUAAUGUCUGUAGAUUCUGCGCAUUGUUGUUGAGGAUGAGAAAGGGUCAUUGUUUUCUGAAAAAUUUGAGCUGAUCGCGGAUCGGCAGCAGGAGGGCGGUGAAAAAAAAAGAACACAAAAAACCGCCAGUAGUUGGCCGAGCCAUUUUCGUCCGACGCGGACGUUAACGUGCCGCAAGUUCCGCGGGACGGCCUACCGGGGCGAAAUGGCGGGCAGCUCAAGGAGGGCAAAAUGGAUGAAGGAUGCAUUAUCAAUCAAUGGAUGAUGGUCCCCAAAGGUCAACGGCGUACCUUUUGGAUACUCAGUCAGAGAGUUAUAUAUAGCUUAAACCACCAGUACUUGCUAAAGUCGUGCCCGCUAAGUUCGCUAACAGGCGACGGUUUUAGGAAACGUACGGGCCACUACAGGAGCGCCCAAAUUCACCCGAGUAGAAUUGUUUCUGCUCUAUUGUUUUUUCCACGACCGAUAGGUGGGCCAAGUACUGGUGUUUGUUAUAUGGUUCUGCACUUCCACGGGCCUAAAUCCUCUCCGUGCUCCCUGAACGGAUUUGAAACGUGACCUUGGUUUAAUCUGUAGGUGUGAAGCACAAAAAGUCAUAAAAGGAUAUCUUUCCUAAGUACCCAAAUUCACGCUGUCAAAUGGAAGGCACAAAUCAAGUCUCUUGGGUUAG